Phoenix dactylifera (date palm) is the source of this 1172-nucleotide messenger RNA. Its product is annotated as putative calcium-binding protein CML15. The record is from RefSeq and is a predicted model, not a curated record. Gene Ontology annotation, molecular function: calcium ion binding. NCBI's taxonomy places the organism in Eukaryota, Viridiplantae, Streptophyta, Magnoliopsida, Arecales, Arecaceae.
UGAGGCAAUAAUCCAAAUGCCCAAGGCGGCAAUCGCACCGCCAGUCCCUAGUCUCACGGAAUAACCCCUCCUCCUCCCCUAUAAAUGCGCGCCAAAUUAGAUCUCCCCCAGCGGAAAGAAAACGAACCGAAUCCCGCAAUUUCCCUUCCUCUUUCGCCCUCCAAAGAAUCCGAGCCCUCAUUUAUCGAAAGAAGCAAGCAUCCGAUCCCUCCCCAUCUCGUUCUCUCGCUUUCUUGAUCCCCAGACCCCGCCCUCCUCCCCUUGUCCGUCUCCGAUGGGCAGCAUCCGCUCCCUCUUCCGACGCUGCCGCAGCGGCGGCCGCUCCAAGGCCUCCCCGGCCACCGCCUCCUCCCCCACCUCCCCCACCGCCGGCCCCGCCGGGGCCACGGACGAGCUGGAGUGGGUCUUCAAGAAGUUCGACUCCAACGGGGACGGCAGGAUCUCGUCCCCGGAGCUGGCCGCGAUAUUCCAGAGCCUCGGCCACCCCGCCAGCGACGAGGAGCUGGAGCGCAUGAUGGGCGAGGCCGACACCGACGGUGACGGCUUCAUCAGCUAUGACGAGUUCGUCGACCUCAACGUCCGCACCGUCGACGACUCCACCGCCCUCGAGGAUCUCCGUCACGCCUUCUCCGUCUUCGACCUCGAUCGCAACGGCGCCAUCUCCGCCGACGAGCUCGCCAGCGUCCUCCGCAGCAUCGGGGAGGGCGCCUCCGUCGCCCAAUGCAAACGGAUGAUUGACGGCGUCGACCGCGACGGCGACGGCGUCAUCUCCUUCGAGGAGUUCAAGCUCAUGAUGGCCAACGGAUCCGGCUUCCCCCUCGCCAACAAGAUCGAGUGAUUAGGGGGCUUGGAUUCGGAAUUCUUUUCCUCCUCGUCCCCCCUCUCUCUCUCUCUCUCUCUCUCUCUUUUCUCAUCCCCGCGUUCUCGAUCUCCUUUUUACUUUUCUCUUCUCCUUUUGGGGCUAUUUUGGGGUUUCAUUGAUCCGGAUUUGAAAUUUCUUGAUGUGGGUCUGGGGUUGGGGUGGUUAUCAUGACCGUCUGAUCUUGAUCCGGCUGUUGAGAAGAAAGAAAGCCGGAUGCUGAUUACUGAUGUAAUUAAUUGUGCACAAAUUGGCCAUCUUCUCAUUUUCUCUCUUAAUACAAUCUGGGAUCGCUUUCAGCUAAUUAUGCCUA